UUGGUCUAAACGGCAUGUUGUGCUGAAUUACAAGUCAUGUGACAUGCGGGUCUGUAUCACUGGUGUAAAUUAGGUGGGAAUUAGAUUAAACUGGUUUAAAGUGAAGGAAGUGAAGACAGGAAGACAGAGCGACUGAAUAUUACUUCUUCUUCACACUUUUCCUCUGUAAUUUCGCACCGCUCUCUUCAUUUCCUUCCCCUCCCCGCAUCUCGCUCUCUCUCUCUUUCUCUGUCUCCGCACCCUCCUCCCCUCACUGAAGCCUCAGUCCGCGCACACAUUUCAAACUUACCCUCGCAUCUCUGACUCUUCUUUGUCGGGAGACUCAGAUCCCGAGUGGUGAAGCUCAGCCUCCCAGGCUGGAUUUGCAGCGGGAGUGGAGCGCUGCACCACGUGGGUGCCUCGGGCUGCCCGGCCAGUGCGCGCCGGCGGCGGGGGGAAACUGGAGCGAGGAGGAGUUUGGCGGCGGGUCAGGAGAGCCAGGCAGGUGGCAUGAGCAGGAGCAGGGGGUCGCCGUAGGCACCAUGUGGGAAACCGAGGGUCUGCAGACGCUCGGGAUCGUGGUGAUCGUGUGCGCUUCGCUCAAGCUGCUUCAUCUGCUGGGGCUCAUCAGCUUCUCUGAGGAUAGCGUUGAGGAUGAGCUGGAGCUGUCUGCUGUACGGCAUCGACCAGAAGGUUUGGAGCAGCUGGAGGCUCAAACGCGUUUCUCACGCAAAGAGCUUCAAAUCCUCUAUCGGGGCUUUAAGAAUGAAUGCCCCAGUGGUGUGGUCAACGAAGACACAUUUAAGGAAAUUUACUCUCAGUUCUUCCCACAGGGAGAUGCAUCGACGUAUGCACAUUUUCUGUUCAAUGCAUUCGACACAGAUCACAAUGGCUCUGUCAGUUUUGAGGAUUUUGUGAUGGGUCUUUCCAUUCUCUUACGAGGCACUGUUCAGGAGAAGCUUAACUGGGCAUUUAACCUGUAUGAUAUUAAUAAAGAUGGAUAUAUAACAAAAGAGGAAAUGUUAGAUAUCAUAAAGUCCAUCUAUGACAUGAUGGGAAAAUGCACAUAUCCCAUACUAAAAGAGGAAACUCCACGACAGCAUGUGGAGAUAUUUUUCCAGAAAAUGGACAAAAACAGGGAUGGAGUGGUCACUAUAGAUGAAUUUAUAGACUGCUGUCAAAAUGAUGAGAACAUCAUGAGAUCGAUGCAGCUUUUUGAGAACGUCAUUUAACAUCUGAAUGGACUCUGUUGGCGGGCCAGCUCAUAUAACCACCUUUAUACUCCACAAACCCGACGUCCUCGAUGAUACACGUCUGAUUACUAGCAGUGCUUUACCCAUAAACCAAAAUUAACAGCAUUUUUAAUAUCAAAGAAAAAUUAUUUUUACAUUUUUUUGUCAUAUACUUGUAAAAAAAAUGUAUACCUUUAUUUAAAGUAUAUACAUAGUCUGUUAAUCAUCUUUUUUCUCCAGAUUUUUGAAAUAACUAGACACCAUUGUAUAUCUUAAAGUAACAUUUCAUACACUGGACCUUAUAUUAAAAACAAACAGAAUGAAUGUCUUUGUGCAUUGUUCACAACUUAAAAGGAAUAUUUGGCAUAAAGUUUACUUACCUCAUUAGUUAAGUGAAAAUAAGUAAAGUGAAAAAUCACUGAAAAUUACUCAGCUUCAAGCCAUCCAACAUGUAGAGUUUGUUUCAUCAUCGGAAUAGAUUUGGAGAAAUCUAUCAUCACUUGCUCACCAAUGGAUCCUCUGCAGUGAAUGGGUGCCGUCAGAAUGAGAGUCCAAACAGCUGAUAAAAACAUCACAGUAAUCUACAAUUAAUCUAUGGAUUAAUGUCAAUAUGUUUGUAAGAAACAAAUCCAUCAUUAAGGCAUUUUAACUUUAAACUGUUGCUUUUGUCCAGAAUAUGAGUCCAUAAUUCAUAAUAACGCUUCUUUCAGUUAAAAAGUCCAUCACCUGUUGUCCUUUUCAGAACUAAUUUGGACUGUUUUCACUUGUAAACAGUGCUUGAUCUGUGCACAUUUCUUUCCUGAUUCAGAAUAUUAGCAGUUUGGACUCUCAUUCUGACGGCACCCAUUCAGUGAUGCAUAUGGAUCCUCUGCCGUGAAUGGGAGUCCAAACAGCUGAUAAAACAUCAUAAUAAUCCACAAAUAAUCAACACCACUCCAGUCUAUCAAUUAACGUCUUGUGAAGUAAAAAGCAGCAUGUUUGUAAGAAACAAAUUCAUUAUGAGUGCAUCUUUAACCUUUAAACCAUUGCUUCUGGCCAAAAUAUGAGUCCAUAAUCCAUAAUAACACUUCCUCCAGUUGAAAAGUCUAUCACCUGUUGUCCAAAAUCUACUAACAAAUGUUUUAAAACUGAUUUGGACUGUAAACAGUGUUUGAUCUGUGCAUAUUUCUCUCCUGAUUCAGACGAGAUGACUUUUUCACUAGAGAAAGCAACAUUAUAGACAGAAUACUAUGGUUAAAAAUGUCUUAAUGAUGGAUUUGUUUCUUAUAAACACAGCUUUUCCACUUUACAUGAUGUUGAUUGAUGGACUGGAGUGGUGUGGAUUACUUGUGGAUUACUGUGAUGGUUUUAUUAGCAGUUUGGACUCUCAUUCUGACGGCACCCAUUCAGUGAUGCAUAUGGAUCCUCUGCCGUGAAUGGGAGUCCAAACAGCUGAUAAAAACAUCAUAAUAAUCCACAAAUAAUCAACACCACUCCAGUCCAUCAAUUAACGUCUUGUGACCACAUAUGGAUCAUCUACCGUGAAUGGGUGCCAUCACAAUGAGAGUCCAAACAGCUGAUAAAAACAUUACAAUAAUCCACAAGUAAUCCGCACCUUUCCAGUCCAUCAGUUAACGUCUUGUGAAGUAAAAAGCAGCAUGUUUGUAAGAAACAAAUCCAUCAUAAGUGCAUCUUUAAACCUUUAAACCACUGCUUCUGGCCAGAAUAUGAGUCCAUAAUCCAUAAUAACACUUCCUCCAGUUAAAAAGUCCAUCACCUGUUGUCUAAAAUUUACCAACAAAUGUUUUAAAACUUAUUUGGACUGUUUUCACUUCUAAACAGUGCUUGAUCUGUGCAUAUUUCUCUCCUGAUUCAGACGAGAUACUUUUUCACUAGAGAAAGCAUUAUUAUAGACAGAGGACUCUUAUUUUAGCCAGAAACAAUUAAAAAUGUCUUAAUGAUGGAUUUGUUUCUUAUAAACAUACAGACAUUCCACUUCACAAGAUGUUAAUUGAUGGACUGGAUUACUGGUGUGGAUUACUUGUGGAUUAUUGUGAUGUUUUUAUCAACUGUUUGGGCUCUCAUUCUGACGGCACCCAUUCACAUCCAAUGGUGAACAAGUGAUGCAAUGCUACAUUUCUUCAAGUUACUAAUGUGUCACAUAUACAGUAUGACCGUAAAAAUUUAGUUUAUUAACUGUUUCCAUUUUAAGCACAAUCAGUAAUAAAUCAUACUUCUUUUAUUCAAUAAGUACAAACCUGUGACUCUGCAGCCUUUAAAUUUCUACAGAAUCAUUCCAGAAUCUUCUUAAUUACAAUGGCGGGUCCAGCCAAAACAGGUGGAAAGUCAAAUAAAGAUAAAGAUGUUGUAUGUUUUCUAAAAUAUAUUUAAAAUAGAUCUUUACAGUUUUGUUUUUUUAUUUGUUCAGAAUCAUUUGCCAACUAGAUCAAGAUGCUAUAUUAUAGAUUUGGAAGCUACAGGUAGCAAAUCAAAGCACACAUGUCGUAUUUGUCUUAGGAAACACUGUUACGAAGUAAUGCUGCUUAUAUGUAUCUUAAUUAUAAAGUCCUUGUGAAAAAUGUCACAUUAUGUUUACAUGUUUCCAACACUAUAUCACUGUUCUCAAAGCAUCUUAUUGUGUGGGUUUAUUUAUUGAGCUAUCUAAAUAACUAAGCACAUCAGGCUGUCUGUAGCCAUGCAGUGUUUGUUUUCAAUCGGAGGCUUUGGCCAUCAGUAUUUAUGUCUGCAAAGGAGCUCUGUUCAUGUUAAAAAACAAAAAGUCGUUCUAAGCAUUGCUUAAAGGGACAGUUCACACAAAGUUGAAUGAGUACGGUACCCAUUGACUAUCCAUAGUUUUUUUUUUUUUUUUUUUCCAUACUAUGUUGGUUACCAACAUUGUUCAAAAUAUCUUCUUUUGUGUUCAACAGAAGACGUAAUGAACAGAUGACACAAUUUUUAUUUUUGAGUGAACUGUCCCUUUAAACUUCUCUUACAGCGUCUAGUGUUGAUUUCAGGAUGUUAAAAUUCAUUACCCCACAUAAUUUUUGUUUACGUUAAUUAAAAUGCUAUUUAUUAAACAUCACAUUAGCAUAUAGAAUGUUUUGUAAUAAGCAUAUUAAAAGUUCUAAACGUGUUUCACCAAGAGUACAGUGUUCACUGCAACGUCGCCACCUAGUGGACUUAAGUUAGAGCACAAUGUGGCUGACAACAAAUUAAACUGGAGAAUUAAUUUCACACAGUAACACACUGUAAAAAUGAACAGUCAAUAUUUACAUUUGCAGAUACCUCGCACCAUACAAAUCUUAUAUGAAUCCCUGUGUGAAAUGUUUUCUUUCAUGCUUUUCAUUUACAGUCAUGAGCAGCAGUUUCCUCACCUGCAACAAUAUUUCUCAAAGCUUGACAAGUGAGCUUUUUGAAGUCUUAAAAACCUGUAGACCAGAGAACAAGAGAGAGAUAGGAAGUAAUUCAAGUUUUAUAACUGUGUAUAAAUAUACAGGCCGGUCCAGACAACAGUUGGAAUAGAAUUAAUACAUUGAUUUGUAUUUCAAACAUGUGUGUAGAUAUUUCAUAAAUUAUAAACAAGCAUUUUGUUGCAUCUUCCCACUGUUCUUGCUGAUUUAUUGAGAUUAUGCAAAUAAUGUUUAUUAUCAUGGGAUCAUACUGUACUGUCUAAUAAGAACACUUGAUUGUGUGUCAGUUUUCUUUUUAUUAGUUCUGCAACUUGCAUGCCUGAUUCACAUGAGCGUAUCCAGGAGAAGAGUGCAUGAGCUUUUCCCUACUCUAGAAAUCAGUGCCUUUCUUUGUUAAUGCUCAUCCCAAACAACCUGUACUUUGUGUCUGAUUUGAUUGUAAUUGAGUUACAGUAUCCUUUUUUAGUCCAUUUCAGAAAACAAUGCUAUGUCAUUCAAGCAUUGAUUUGUGUAUUUGAAGUUUCCCAUUGACGUUCUGAUGAUGCAACGUUUCUUGCGAGCGGCGCGAGAGCCUGACAGUUGCAUGUGUAGAGAGUGAAGAAGGCUUUUUAGUGAUGGAUAGAGCUGACUGGAGCAGAUCUAGCGCUCUGUGUGCCUAUCCCAUGCUUCUCUGUGGAACUAGAUGAGUGCAUUUUGUAACAUAGAGUCAAUAAACCGCUCAGAAUGUA
Molecule: messenger RNA, 5328 nt
Organism: Labeo rohita (rohu)
Lineage: Eukaryota; Metazoa; Chordata; Actinopteri; Cypriniformes; Cyprinidae
Gene: kcnip4a
Product: potassium voltage-gated channel interacting protein 4a
Exons: 8
Coding region: 522-1211 (229 amino acids)
Biological process (GO): regulation of potassium ion transmembrane transport
Cellular component (GO): voltage-gated potassium channel complex
Molecular function (GO): calcium ion binding; potassium channel regulator activity
Source: RefSeq, a predicted model, not a curated record